AAAACUGGCCCUGCUACUCCGUCACGACAACCGACUUUCGCACACAACACCGGCUGCCAGACGGCAGAAGUACUAACAAAACAGGCCACCGCACGUAUUUACGAGAGACGCGAUGUUCUAGGGCGCUCACAAUACACAGCAACGAACUGAGCUUUCUCCCGUUUUCCGGCCAUUCAUUGUCAGCCGUGCACACAAUUUCAGUCGUUCAACCAUCACGUCUUGCACACGACCAGUGAAACAUGGAAAACUAUCAGAAGCUGGAGAAGAUUGGCGAAGGCACGUACGGGGUCGUGUACAAAGCCCGCGAUCUCCUUGCAAACAACCGCAUCGUUGCCCUUAAGAAGAUCCGUCUCGAGGCCGAAGAUGAGGGCGUACCUUCCACUGCGAUUCGAGAAAUCUCCCUGCUCAAGGAGAUGAACGAUGCUAACAUCGUCCGGCUCUUCAACAUUGUGCACGCUGACGGACACAAGUUAUACCUCGUCUUUGAGUUUCUCGACCUAGACCUAAAGAAAUAUAUGGAGGCGCUGCCAACUAGCCAAGGCGGGCGCGGCAAACCGCUUCCAGAAGGCACUGGCGAGAACUUGCGCACACUCGGUCUGGGCGAGGCAGUUGUCAAGAAGUUUAUGAAGCAACUUAUAUCCGGCAUAAAAUACUGCCACUCUCACCGCGUCCUGCACCGGGAUUUAAAACCGCAGAAUUUGCUUAUUGAUAAUGAGGGCAACUUGAAGUUGGCUGACUUUGGCCUUGCCCGUGCUUUUGGCGUGCCCCUUCGCACGUACACGCACGAAGUUGUCACGCUCUGGUAUCGGGCACCAGAAAUCCUGCUUGGGGGUCGUCAGUACUCUACAGGUGUCGAUAUGUGGUCGAUUGGCUGUAUCUUUGCUGAGAUGUGUACCCGCAAGCCACUGUUCCCCGGAGAUUCUGAAAUUGAUGAAAUAUUCAAAAUUUUCAGAAUACUAGGCACGCCAACAGAGGACGAAUGGCCCGGCGUAACAACGUUCCCGGACUUCAAACCGUCCUUUCCGAAGUGGACCCGCAACUACAAUACACCUCUUGUUAGCGGUCUAGAUGAGAACGGCCUGGAUCUGCUUGAUGGCUUACUCGUGUACGAUCCUGCUGGCCGUAUCAGCGCAAAGCAAGCCAUCUUGCACCCAUACUUUUCGGAAGGGGUGCCUGCCUAUGGCUCCAUUAACGGGACGCACACGAAUGGCACCAACGGGAUGAAUGGAGGCAGCAAGAAUUUCGGCUACUAGGACCCGCCGAUGCGAUGAGACUGAGACUUGAUAAUCGCUGACAAGCUUGUCUCUCACAGCAUUACGAGAUGUGAUUUCUUUUUCAACGUGCAUAAUGUAUUAUACAGCAAGCCAUCCUGAGGCUUAACGGAGGGAAGUACGCCAAGGCCCCAGGGAACAUCCGACAUGAUCAUGGGUGUGGCGUCUAAGGGAAAUGUUUGGACUUCGAUGCUUUUCAUUUGUAUCCAAGGGGAAUCAAGCAAAAAUCCUUCUCGAAAAGAGAAAAGAAAAUAGGAGACAAACCAAACCAACGCAUCACGUUCUUG
This is a messenger RNA of Verruconis gallopava, 1558 nucleotides long. Its product is annotated as cyclin-dependent kinase 1. Gene Ontology annotation, biological process: signal transduction; G1/S transition of mitotic cell cycle; regulation of gene expression. Gene Ontology annotation, molecular function: cyclin-dependent protein serine/threonine kinase activity; cyclin binding; ATP binding. NCBI's taxonomy places the organism in Eukaryota, Fungi, Ascomycota, Dothideomycetes, Venturiales, Sympoventuriaceae. Bases 240 to 1253 code for a protein of 337 amino acids. The transcript is spliced from 3 exons. Gene Ontology annotation, cellular component: nucleus; cyclin-dependent protein kinase holoenzyme complex; cytoplasm. The record is from RefSeq and is a predicted model, not a curated record.